Molecule: messenger RNA, 1380 nt
Organism: Cryptomeria japonica (Japanese cedar)
Lineage: Eukaryota; Viridiplantae; Streptophyta; Pinopsida; Cupressales; Cupressaceae
Product: WAT1-related protein At1g21890-like
Exons: 7
Coding region: 124-1182 (352 amino acids)
Cellular component (GO): plasma membrane
Molecular function (GO): transmembrane transporter activity
Source: RefSeq, a predicted model, not a curated record
UCAAAGGGAACAAUAAUUCAUUUGAUAAUCUGUUUUCAAUAAUCGAUCUUACUGCUAUUGCUGUUUGAAUAAUUCAAUCUACAUUCAGUUUCGUUUUGGAUGUUUUGAAUUAUUUUCGUAGUCAUGGAAGAAUACAAAAUCUAUAUAGGUCAAAUUUUAGUUCAGGCUGGACUUGCAGGCAUGUAUAUCAUAGUUAGAAUUGCUUUUGACAAUGGGAUGAACCGUUACGUAUAUCUAGCUUAUAGACAAGCUGUUGCUACGCUUGUAAUGGCACCUAUUGCUUAUUUUUUAGAAAGAAACGAGCGUCCCCCACUGACUUGUACUAUAUUCUGGCAGAUCUUUCUUCUUGCACUUGCUGGGAUUAGUGUGAGCCAGAAUCUAUUUUUCAUCGGCUUGGCAUACACUUCGGCCACCUUUGUAGCUGCAAUCUCAAACCUUCUUCCUAUUUUCACAUCUGUGAUGACCAUUGCUUUUCGAUACGAGAAAGUUGACAUCAGAACUAAGCGUGGACAAGCAAAAAUUAUAGGGACUGUUAUAUGUGUGGGAGGGGCUAUGAUUAUGACAUUAUACAAAGGCUCUACGAUUGUUCUUACUAAGACGCUUCUCCUAAAACUGAGUACAUGGUUUCUGGGUGCAGCGUCCUUGUUCGUUUGCUUGCUUUUUUUGUCGGCAUACCUUACUUUGCAGGUCCCAGUUUUGAAGGAGUAUCCCGCUAAAAAAUCAUUCCUAGCAUUGGUAUUCUUAUUAGCCACACUCCAGAGCACAGUAAUGGCCUUAAUAUUUGAGCCAAACAUCUCUUCCUGGAAAAUAAACUGGGACAUGGACCUUCUCAGCAUUGUAUAUUCGGCACUAUUGGGUUCAGUAUUUACAUUCUUUGUGCAAACCUACAGUAUCAAGGAAAAAGGACCUAUCUUUCCAGCACUCUUCUAUCCAUUAUCUACAAUUAUAGUUGCAGUCAUGGAGCUGACUAUCUUUCAUUCGAACCUUCAUCUGGGAAGCGUGGUAGGGGGAGUUUUGACAAUUGCAGGACUUUACAUUGCCCUGUGGGGAAAAGGAAAUGAUAAAGAAGAAACAAAGCCAUUAGAAGAAACAAGGCCAUUUGAAGAUGGGGUGGAAGAUGGAUGCACUAACAGCAUUGAAGAUUGUACAGUUGAAAUUCAGCAGCCUCUGUUAAAGAUAUGAAUGUCAUCAGCAGAGUACAACUAAUAAGUAGUACCAUGGUAACAACUCCAUGGUGGACCUUAAAUUUGGAAACUCCAUGGGAUCUUUACUGUUACUAGCACUUCAUUUAAAACAAGGUGUUAGGAUUACUAGUAAAAUAUAUUUGGAACAAUAUAUUAGAGGUAUUUAUUGGUGAUAAUUAUAUCUAUUUUGACAACC